AUGUCACCCACCAAGGCCGCUCCUCUCACCGAGAGAUCUCCCAACGCCGUGUCGCCCUCGAAACCAAAGUCCCCCGAAAAGUUUGCUUUGGCGGAUGCGGACAGGGUUAGGCCUCGACUCGAGCAGCCGCCGCAACAUGGAGGAUGCAUGCAGAAUCAGUAUCAACACAAGGGGAACCAGACUUAUAUCUCGCCCUCGGAUGCGAUUCGGAGUCCCACGACGAAAAAGCUGAGCGAGAUCAAGGGCCGGCGCUUCAUGAACGCAAAGCCGCAGACAUUAUUCGCAAAGACUCUGGCCAAGGAGAAUCUGAAAGCGCAAGCACAGGGUCAAGAUGAAACGCAACAUUAG
Cladophialophora psammophila CBS 110553 is the source of this 348-nucleotide messenger RNA. RefSeq lists its product as uncharacterized. The transcript has 2 exons. The coding region runs from base 1 to 348 and encodes 115 amino acids. The record is from RefSeq and is a predicted model, not a curated record. NCBI's taxonomy places the organism in Eukaryota, Fungi, Ascomycota, Eurotiomycetes, Chaetothyriales, Herpotrichiellaceae.